AUGUCAGUCAGUCAGUCUUCGUCUCCUGCAAUUGGAGGAAAGGCGGUUUAUAUUGAAAGUAGCAAUAGUAUAUGGAUAUUUUCCUUCGCACGCGCUACCCAGACAGGAAACACGCUUUAUUCGAUAGACCUAAGUAAUGGCUUUAAUACAAAGGCGCCUCCAGCAAAACAACGUUCGAUCGAUAUCCAAAAUUCGAAUUGUCCUGUUCUGCAUUUUCCAGUCGUUGUGCCAGACUUUGAUGGCGAGAGUAUCAAUGCAUUCGGAACAGGCAGCUAUACAAAUACCGAGUAUAUCUCAAACAUGAUCGUAUGUCAGUACAACACCAAGACUUCUAACUGGAAACAGAUCAGUAUCCCAAAUGCACCACUGGGACGUCGUAACUAUGGAUACGAGUACAUCAGGAGCAAUGGACAGACCUUAUUCUGGGGCGGGGACUCGGAUCCUAUUACUGGCCUAAAUGAAACUGCCAACUACAUUUGGCACAAAGAAGUGUCUAUGACCAGUAGGCUAAGUGCAUGGGUAAACCCUAACUUACCUUACACAGGGCUUGGGAGAACAAAUGCAACACUUACUCAGUUCCUAGAUACAAAUAGCCGCAUUGCUAUCAUUGGAGGUGCAGUUAUAGACGACGAAUCAAAGGUUGAUUCGGUUACAAACUUCCCCAUGGCCAACAUGUCAGACAUUAUUCUUUACGACGCACGCACACAGAAUUGGGAUACAGCUGUUGCAACAGGCCAAGUACCGGUUGGAAGAAAGCAUCACACAGCUACUCUUCUUCCAGACGGAAACCGUAUUCUACUAUAUGGAGGCGAGCUAUUUAACGAUAGUGGCUACUUUGUCCUAAACGAUGUUGCAAUACUUGACACGACUACCUGGAUAUGGUCGAUUCCAAAUUGCACAGGCACUGGUCUAACUAGAUCUAAUCACACAUCUAUUGUUAUCGGUAACCAGUUAUGGGUCAUUGCGGGAUCUAAUGGUCCGACCAAAGCGGUCGAUAUACAGAUACUCGACCUUGACACCUACACAUGGACAUUUGAUGCCAAAGGCAAUCGUUCUAAAUUUUCUUCAAUUGGUGGGGUCGGUGGUCUGAUUGGUACCAUUGUUGGCUGUGUAGCUGCUGUACUUUUGAUAGCAGGUCUGAUUACAUUCUUUUGUUUAAGAAAAAAGAAGAAACGUGCUCUCGAAAACGACUCGCCUUUACCUUACGACAAUUACAACGAUCCCUACAAUCACUUCUCAAAAAACCAGCAGCAAAAUAAUGCACUCUUGUCGACAUCCGGUGCAAUGGACUACCAGACAGAUAUGCAGUCUUACAAUGCAGCUUAUCCAGGUGUGUACCAGUAUGUGGGACCUACUGUGUCCCAGCAAACAGGCUUACACGAUUUGGCUGCCCCAGCUUACCAGCCACCUACAGAAGACCACCAACGCUGGAACAGGAGCACUCAUGACAGCCCAAGGGGAUCAAUACCAAACAUUCAUAUGUACUCUGUCCAGGGCAAACCUCAAAAACCAAACCUUGUCGAAGGACAUGAAGAAGGGGGUCCGUCCAGCAAUGAAUCAACAAAUACUCUCCAAAGGAUACCAUAG
Molecule: messenger RNA, 1587 nt
Organism: Phycomyces blakesleeanus NRRL 1555(-)
Lineage: Eukaryota; Fungi; Mucoromycota; Mucoromycetes; Mucorales; Phycomycetaceae
Exons: 6
Coding region: 1-1587 (528 amino acids)
Molecular function (GO): protein binding
Source: RefSeq, a predicted model, not a curated record